AUGAACUCAUGGUGGAGUUUGGAUCUUCUGGAUGAAUAUGAGAUCAGUACAGUGAUCAUCAGUAACAGAGGAGAUGGUUCUCCAGAACAAACCAGUGGAGCAGAGAUUCGUAUUGGAAACUCGCAAUACAAUCCCAUAUGUGCUGUAAUUCCUGAUCUUACAGUAAAAUCUACUGUCAGUUUCUCAUGUAAUAGGAUGGUGGGACGUUAUGUGAAUGUGGUCAUGCCUACAAUCCUGCAUCUCUCUCUGUGUGAGGUAGAGGUCUAUGGAACAGGUAAGGAUUUGGCAUUGAAAGGAACGGCUACACAGUCAUCUACUUACUUCACCUAUGGAGCUGCAGAUGCCAUAGACGGUCUAAGAUAUAGACUUGAUUUUGCCCCAUCCUGCUCAAUUACAUCAUCUUAAAGUAACCCGUGGUGGAGACUGGAUCUUCUGGGUUAUUAUAAGAUCAGUACAGUGAUCAUCAGUAACAGAAGAGAUGCCGCUGCUGAACAAACCAGUGGAGCAGAGAUUCGUAUUGGAGACUCACUUGAAAACAAUGGAAACCACAAUCCUGUAUGUGGUGUAUUUCUUAACCUUCAAGUCGGCACAUCGAUUACUUUCUCAUGUAAUGGGAUGGUUGGACGUUAUGUAAAUGUGUUCAUGCCUACAGUCCAGCAUCUCUCUCUGUGUGAGGUCGAGGUCUAUGGAACAGUCUAA
This is a messenger RNA of Triplophysa dalaica, 699 nucleotides long. RefSeq names its product fucolectin-like. The record is from RefSeq and is a predicted model, not a curated record. NCBI's taxonomy places the organism in Eukaryota, Metazoa, Chordata, Actinopteri, Cypriniformes, Nemacheilidae. The transcript is spliced from 5 exons.